Closterium sp. NIES-65 is the source of this 468-nucleotide messenger RNA. The record is from the annotation of a GenBank genome assembly. Lineage: Eukaryota; Viridiplantae; Streptophyta; Zygnematophyceae; Desmidiales; Closteriaceae.
AUGGCGUUCCAUAUCACUGCAUCCAAGUCCCUGCCCGACCCUCUCAGGCUUGUGAAAAGCAGCUGCAGGGAUGCACCAGGGAAAGGGAGGAUGGAGGGCGACAGCACAGGAUCUCCCUGCUUCACACGCAUCCCCCUCGUAUCUCUCUUCUUCCUUGCGUACCUUCGCCUUCUCCACCAGUCCACGCUUCCCAUACACGCUGAUCAUCGUGGAGGAGGAGGAGGAGGAGGUCCCAGGGGAUCCCAGGAAAAGCUGAGAAGGGAGUACCAGGGAAAGCUGAGAAGGGGGGAGGAAGAGGAGGAGGAGGAGGAGGAGGAGGAGGAGGAGGAGGAGGAGGAGGAGGAGGAGGAGGAGGAGGAGGAGGAGGAGGAGGAGGAGGAGGAGGAGGAGGAGGAGGAGGAGGAGGAGGAGGAGGAGGAGGAGGAGGAGGAGGAGGAGGGCGGUGGAAAAUUUGAUUAUACAAUGUGA